Molecule: messenger RNA, 3056 nt
Organism: Alligator mississippiensis (American alligator)
Lineage: Eukaryota; Metazoa; Chordata; Crocodylia; Alligatoridae
Exons: 3
Coding region: 111-1076 (321 amino acids)
Source: RefSeq, a predicted model, not a curated record
UCAUUGGGUACAGUCCUUGCUCAACAGAGCCCUCUAUAAAUACCCCCUCAUUGCUGAGUACUGCAUCCAGUUUCUGAAGAGAAGAGGUUCAGAGCGAAGACAAAGCUGCCAUGGCUCCCUCAACCUCAGAAUAUGAAAACUUUGAAAAUGCCAUCUUGAAAGGAAUCAGUUUGCUGGUUUCAUAUCUAUCCUCUCUCAAGUCAGGCAUGAAGGACCUUGAGGAGAUAAAAAAACAGAUCUCCUCUGCCCAUGAGCAAGUUAUAGAUGCAAAGAAGAAGGCAGAAACCCAAGAAAGUGAACUCGAAUCCCAAAUUGGAAAAUUGAACAUUGAAAAGCAACACAUGGAGCAUAAAAAGAAAAAAAUGGAAAUGGAGCAUGAAAAGUUAAGCAAAGUACUGGAACAGUAUAAGAAGGAUGAAGAACAGGAAACAGAAGAUAAGAUCAAAUGUGAGGAAGAUCUGGAAGAUGCUAAGGAGACAAAAAAGGAGAAGGAAAAGCAUCGUACAAUGCUAAAACUCCUCUACCUCAUGUUCCUCCUUCUAUACAUUGUCUUUGUGUCGAUGGAAAAUUUCCCAAUACCCUUCAAAGAAAUUGUUGAGAAACUGCAUUCAUUAACUGUAUCUAUCAUAGGAUUGAUUUGGUAUUUUCUGAAUGGUAUAGAGAACAAGGUGCUGGUGUCUCGUGAAGAAAUUUUCCAGUGCAAAAUCACAAUCCGUGCCUUGAAAAAGGCAGUUUCUGAAUUGGAGAAAAAGAAAAAAAAAACUGAAGAGAAGCUUGAGGAGAUCAAAAGGGAAAUCGUCAAUGCCUCUGAUAUGUCAGAACAGGAAAAGCCGAUAGAUAUGCUGGAGAAAAAGAACAGGACAGAGAAGUAUAAAAAAUACCUGCAGAUGCUGGCUGAGAGACUCAAAGUUUGCAGUGCAAUGGUUGAAUAUGAAUCAAAAGAAAAUUUGAGCAUAAUUUGGACGAAGCCAUUACCAUGGGUGCAAGAGGCUGAUGAGGAAAUUUGCAGUUCCCAAGUUAGACAGAACAUAAGGGACCAGAUCAAGAAGCUAAAAGAUGUUUUAACAAGUAAAUAAAGAACACCUUUUUUUAGUGCCAUGAUGGGCCCAGGGCAGGAGGGAGAACGUAAAAUACCAAGGGCCUGAUUUUGUUCCCACUUAUUCUAGAUUUAAACCAGGAUCACUGAGAUCAGUGUCAGGCCCUUAAACCAUAAGUAUCAAUGGAGAUCAGUCCUUUGACACCACUAUUUAAAUAAGCUUGGGUCUUUGGGACGAUUCUGGGAGGUUUCUCACUGGUACUCUUUGCCUAAUGCUCAGCUCAGGUACAUGACCUGAUACUUCUGCAGGCAUGGAUAACAUUGCUCUACUUCAGGGAACACCUUACUAUCAAUUUUUUCCCCUCUUAUUAGAUUUCCAAUGUCAGCAUCUUCCUGUUGUCUUGUACACAAAUCUGUCAACUUUCUGGCUUCUCCUAUAUUUGGGGUUGAUUCACUCCUACCUGUCUCUACUGCUGAUACUGACUAUAACUCUACCACUUCAGCAUUAGGUUCAAUGUCCACUGUGUAAAGGACUACAGUACAAGGUAUCAGCAUUCUGGUACUGCCUGCCAGGGUAAUGCACUCUUUGGUAGUUAAACUCAACCAGCUGUUCCAACCAUCUAGCCAGAUGUCCUUCAGUUUGUUUAAAAUUGUGUAGCCACUGGAGAGAACUGUCUUCUCAGAAGGAAACACCAAAAAUAUUUGAUAAAGGUCACCCCGGCAAGCAAUUCCUUUAUUGUAGUUACAUAUUGACAUUCAACUUUGUUUAAGGCAUGGUGCAUAUAGGCUAGGACCUUUUUCCUGGCCUCCUUCAAUGUGUGACAAAACAGUUCUGAUACCAACGUCACUUGCAACAGUGUCCAACAAGAGUGGUAACUGAGGAUAAGAAUAUGAUAAAAUAUUGGACAACAUCAACCACCAUUUUUGCUCUAGAAAGGCAUCUUGACAUUCCCUGGUCCAGAUGAACUUUGCCUUGUUGGAGAGCUUAUGUAAUGGGCUUCCAAUGGUAAGAAAAUGUGGCACAUUUUUUUUUUUUUUUAUAAUAGGAGGCUAGCCCAGAGAAGCUGUGCAGUUCUGUUACAUUUCAAGGUACUGGACAGGCUUUAACAGCCUCCACCUUCUCUGGGUCUGGUCCUACCCACUCUGUGGAGAUAAUUGUAGCAGGAAGUUACCUAACAUAGCUGAUGUUAACAUAGAGUGUAGUAAUAGUGAAAUGUAACCAUGUUAGUCUUGUCCUGUAAGCAUCUUGAAAACUCUAUUUUGUAUCUUUCUGCUUGACAUAAGUGAAUGAACUCUGCAUAGCCUUUAUGUAUGAGUGUGUGUAAAAGGGUGAAUGGUGAGAGAAUGACAUAGAGAUGGAAGAAGAAGAUUUAACUGUCUGUGUAAGCAAGAAGGCACCAAAUGUAAGUUACUGGUAAGUAAACUAAUUAAUUAAUGGCUCAAGAAUCCCUUUCAGGCCUAGGGUGCAAAGAAAAUAACAAGGAGAAGGAAUGCACCCAUCCUGCCAAAUGGGCAGCAAGGACACUCCAAGGCUGAAAUACCAACUUUGAUGACCAAACUGACCUCAAGCUGAGAUAAGCUGCAGAUGAAUGAAGAACAACUGUAAGAACAGAAGCUGGGUAUGGAAAAAACCCAAAGCACUGAAACAAAGGAUGCCAACCCCUACAAAAGAGAACUUUGAGAAUGCCAAGUUGAGUGAGUCUCUCAACUGCUGCUUCAUCAUAGCACAGACACAUCUGUUUCACCCAGCUCCAAGCUGUUAUCUACAGGAUCUUUCUCUCAUAAUUACCACUCUACCUGCUAUCUGCAUCUUCUCUCAAUAGGGUCUGGGCCGGCCACCCAGUGCUAUUAUUGAACAACUGCUGCUAGUAACUAUAAUGUCUGAAUUGAAUUAUUAUUUUGUGUUUGUGUAUGCCUGUAUGUAAGUUUUGUGCAUGAUAUUUGUGUGUGUCUAUAUGAAUGGUGUAUCCAAACAUCUAUGUCUAAUUCAUGUAAUCAAUAAAUGCAGCAUUUUGCUUUA